AAGAACGGUGAACCGUCAUUCCCGAAAGCGAAAAGCAAAGGCAAAGCUAAACAAAUUGAAGACAUUGAGAUUGACGAGAUAACCCAAUCGGACGAAAAACUGAGCGCAACCCAAUUGAGGGAACAG
This is a messenger RNA of Paraglomus occultum, 126 nucleotides long. NCBI's taxonomy places the organism in Eukaryota, Fungi, Glomeromycota, Glomeromycetes, Paraglomerales, Paraglomeraceae. The record is from the annotation of a GenBank genome assembly.